UGUGCUUCUGCUGCUGUUGCUGUUCAUGCACAAAUUUUUCUCAUUCUGGUUUGUAUUAUUACGUAGUCGUGGUUCAUGUUGUUUCUUGGGCAUUAAAAAUUACUUCAUUCUCAUUCUUCUAUGAAACAAACCUGGCCACCACACAGACAAUAAAUUGCUCUACGUAAGUAAAGACAAACUUACUUUAUUACCCUCACAGCAAGAAUUCGGAUUCGCCUCCCAUACAUACAAACCAUCCAACACUAGUAAAAGUGCUAACAAACAACCCAAGCAAAACCAACCAACAAUAUUUAUUCUAUCACCGGCAUUCCGAAAGGGAUUUUCAACCGACCUUCACAGUGUCUUUUUUUACAUGCACACGGUAACUUACCUCCGCAGAUAAUCCAAGCACGAAAAAGGUACCAGGCAGGAUUCUGUAGAGUGCGAUAAGAAAGAAGGUGAGUUUCACUCGAAGAGCGGAUGGGUGCAUGUAUUUAUUAAGUAAGCGAGAAGACCAAAGAGUGACCAAAGUGAGAUGAACCUUAGCUCUUCUACACUUCUUAACCGUGUGUGCUGCAGUUGUUAAGUUGCCAAAGUCAACUUUUAUCCAAGUCAGUCAAGUUUUAGCAUCUCUCACGAAACUUGCUCUCAACAACCCACCAACAAACCAGACAUCAAAUUUCACUGCUAACCAACCAAGAAAAACAACAGGAGCUGAAUUGCUUCCAUAUAUUACUCAAGAGCUCCAAAAUUAUAAUUGCAAUCAGCUCACCGUUUUGUUUUUUGGUUCAUACUCUCCGUCUCAACUUAUUAAAUACUCUGUCGUGUGGUCUCAUCUCAUACUGUGUCUCACCAAGUGAAAUUCAUGUAAUUAAUGUGAACUAAUCGGUCAACACAACUGCAUUUAUUUAGUAAUCUCAGUUCCAGAAGAUAUACAUACAUGUAGUUAUACUAAUUCUAAAUAGUAGUUGGAUUUGAGUGGGUAAACAAAUUGAAUUAAAAAAGUGACUCGACAAUGUAGCAUGAUAAUAUUUUGUGUGACUAAGUGGACUGGCAUGUUGUUGAACAUCACCGAAUCAAGAAAGGUGGACAAAGCCACAAGCAAUCAGUAUCCACUUCAUCACCACUACCAACUGAAAACAUGAACAAUUAUGUGCAAUCUGACUGGAUUAUGAUGUUGGUGAUAAAAGUGUGAAAAUUUUUCUUCAGAAAAGGUGUGCUAGCCACUUCUUACCACAUCACUUUCUCAUCACAGUUCAAAUUUCUUUGCUCGGAACGUCAUACUGUGUGAUCCUUCACCAAAUUCACCUUCCAGUCGUACAAAUGUGAUUGUCCAAUUAAAAGCCAUAAUGCUUCCAAUAGUUCAUCUUGCUAAAAAAAUGAAAUAAAACUUGAGCGACCACGACAAACCGUCGUCCGUAAAAUCCAAGUCACACCCAUGCCAAGUCGGUACACUAUUUCCCUUGUGUUCAUAAAUUACAGUCACAACAGUAAUUUGAUUUUUUGCUUCGCCCAUAAUUAUCAUGCAUUUCAAUUGAAUUGAUCUUUCGGUUGACUGUCAACUCCAAUGCAUUAAGCUCAAUUUGGACGGAACCACCGCAUAACACUGCCAGCCACAUAUUUACGGACGGACAAUAAAUAAAUAUAAAUAUUACACACGGUGUGUGGAACAGCGUCUCAAGUCCGAGCAUUCAAUUAAAUUCUGCUAUAAACCAGCAGUCUACUUGCCGGUUAUGAAACUCAAAGAAGAAGUUUAUACCAACAACUUCCUACCCGUGAUGCUUCUUCUGCUUCGUUCGUAUGUUAUGCCGUCGUCGACCAGCGAAUACAAAUUGCUAAUUUGAUUGCUGUGUUUCAUUUCACCCGAAUGGAAGACGUGUAACGAAAGUUUUUAUUAUUAUAAAGUACAUGCAUUUAAAGCAGCGCUGGCUGACUAUGUUGGACAUUGGACAGUGACUUCACAAUGUUGUUUGUUGAGGAGACUUUUGAGAAAUUCAAUUGUGAAGAAGUGAUUCAUUAGCAUGUUGUAGGUUUCAAGUGGAGGUGACUUUUUAUCUCAAGCGUACAGCCAUUUAUUAUACCAUCAAACAAGGCUUACAAUACUACUUGGUUUGCCCUACCACACUGCCACGCUGCACACUGGGAUAUAUGUACGAGGAUAUUUAUUAAUAAGGGUUAUUGGAUGGAGACACACCUCAUUACCUCAGCUUGCAGAUGAAGAUUUUCAUGCAUCGGCUCAAUCCUCGCCACAAGUAAAAGCCUUCGACGAGGCGAAAGAAAGAGUGAAGAAGAACCAGAUUGAGAAUCAACAUUCCAGGAGCUGAGUCAACGCAGCCAAGAAGCCCCUGCCGACUCCCAGAUUGAGACUGAGAUGCUAAAGCACUCGAUCAGUCAUUACGGGUCAACUGGGACCCCGCUGCAAACCACGCAACAUCCGCUUACGAGUUCAUCCCACUCGGGGGAUACAUCGCAUCACCUGCAUCACUCAACGGUGGUCGACCCCACGCGUUUCAUUGAAGGUCCUCCGCCACACCACACCCCUUACCAACCACCCCUCCACCAGCAGCACCAUCACCAACCCCAGCACUCUCACAGUAAAAGUUACUUGGAACAAUCUUAUCCAAGCAUACACAACUCACGACUAUUUUUGGACUCGUCGCGAAUAUCUCGGGUCACGACAAAAGAUGAUUUAAUCAGCGGAUCUCACCACAAACAACCUCACAAUGGAAGUAUUUACUAUUCCCCUGGACAACCCCCACCAGUUCCUCCGCCACCAAAUAAUGUUCUAAACGAGACGUCAAAUACGUCAAAUAUUACUAGUUCAAGCCAUCAACAUGCAGCUUAUUUCCGACAUGGGAUUCUCAGGUCACUUUCUCUACUGUCAAUAUUAUCCCUCCUUCUGGCACUCAACUCGUUGUACUUCCUGUUACAAAUUGUAUCGCCUCUCCUCCGCAAGUACACUAAUGGUGGUGAAGUCGAGAUGAUGUACGAGGUGACGCUAUGUCUAUCAGCUAUGUGCCUUUCAAUCAAUCUGUGCGUGCUAUUAGUCUCCAGUGCUCAAUUCUUUUUCGCCGUGUCAGGUUCUCCUGGUUCAACUUCGUUCUUACAGAAGGUAACCGUAACGCGAGGGAUUGCCAUAGGAGGCUUUUUCCUCUCUAUCCCUAUAUUUUUAUCCGCAAUUGUCCUCUAUACUUUCACACAUCUUACGUUCUCACCGCCCGCGCUGAUUGCGACCGCUUGCGUCGGGACAGCGAUUAUUUUUGGAGGAUGCUCCAUGGUCCAUCAAGUAUUUACCUGGCAACAAGAGAAAACUGCUAAAAGAAUCCCAAUGAUGCCAAUGCGGGCGUCUCCAUUCCCGACGAUCGAGCUGUCGACGUUAGUCUAACCCCAUCUGCAUACCUGAUACAACAACCAGUGUGUUCCUCCAAUUAAACUACGUAAACGCGUCAUUUCGUUGUCAUUACAAUGUUUCAAAUCAGCGAAAUUGUCAUUAACUCGUAUGUAAAAUAGUUAAAAUAUUUUGUAUUUAUGCGAUGUAUAAAAAUAUUUAUUAAACCAAAAAUGCCUUUAAACGCUUGCAUGCAAAAUAUGCAAUCAUCAUAUACUUAGAUCUGUUAUUCUUUGAAUUGUUAAUAAAUGAACGGAAAUCCGAUUAAUAUUGAAUUUUAUAGUAACCAAAUAAAUUGAGAAACACUAAAUACUAC
Folsomia candida is the source of this 3683-nucleotide messenger RNA. RefSeq lists its product as uncharacterized. The transcript has 6 exons. The coding region runs from base 2351 to 3364 and encodes 337 amino acids. The record is from RefSeq and is a predicted model, not a curated record. Lineage: Eukaryota; Metazoa; Arthropoda; Collembola; Entomobryomorpha; Isotomidae.